AUGUCAAAUUUACAUGAAAGACAAAAUAUAACUGAAUGUGAUGUUCAAACAUCAUGUAAUGAUGAUUUACUUGGAAAUCAAAAUAUAACUGAAUCUGAUAUUCACUCAUCAUCAUCUAACAAUCAUUUAGUUGAUAAUCAAAAUAUUGAACCAUUAGAAAUUCAUAAUCCAUCAAAUAUAAAUCAGCACUUACCACAUCGUCGACCAACGAAACGAAAUCUUGAUGAAAUCAGAUAUGAUAAUGCAUUUCAACGUUCAAAUCAACAUCGAAUGUUUCAUCCUAAAAAAUACACUUCCCAUUUUAAUAAAAAUUGGUCGAAUAUUCAUACCAAAUAUAAUUAUGAACGUGAAAAUUCAUUGAAAAGAAUAAAACUUAAUCAAGAAGCUGAACAAUUUGGUCGUGCUUUUGGAAUGGCUUGGUCAACAUAUCGACGAUUUUAG
Molecule: messenger RNA, 441 nt
Organism: Rotaria sp. Silwood2
Lineage: Eukaryota; Metazoa; Rotifera; Eurotatoria; Philodinida; Philodinidae
Source: the annotation of a GenBank genome assembly